Cryphonectria parasitica EP155 is the source of this 417-nucleotide messenger RNA. RefSeq lists its product as uncharacterized. Gene Ontology annotation, cellular component: membrane. Gene Ontology annotation, biological process: amino acid transmembrane transport. Gene Ontology annotation, molecular function: amino acid transmembrane transporter activity. Lineage: Eukaryota; Fungi; Ascomycota; Sordariomycetes; Diaporthales; Cryphonectriaceae. The transcript has a single exon. The record is from RefSeq and is a predicted model, not a curated record. The coding region runs from base 1 to 417 and encodes 138 amino acids.
AUGAGUGUGCCUUAUACCAACACAGAGCUGAUCGGCGCGACCAAAUCUAGCACCUCGGCAGCUGCUAGCCCCUUCGUCAUUGCCGUGCAGCUGGCACACAUUUCGGUCUUUCCAGACGUAGUAAACGCUUGUCUGCUAGUCUUCGUGAUCAGCGCAGCAGACAGCGACAUAUACGUCGGCUCGCGGACACUUUACGGCCUGGCACGCGAUGGACAGGCCCCUCGUAUCUUUCAGUGCACCAACACCAAGGGUGUGCCGCUUUGGGGCAUUGGCCUAACCAGUCUGUUCACGACGCUCGCUUACAUGAACGUCACUGAAGACUCUUCUACAGUUUUUGGGUAUCUAAUCAGCUUAGUUACUGUAUUUGGUCUUUUUAUCUCCAAAGGCUGGAGCACAUCAUGCCCCAGUCGAUGUUGA